UAUGGGUGGAGUUUGGGAAAGGGGAAAGGGAGGGAAGGGGCCGAAGAGAAAAAAAAGAGUGAUGUGUAGGCUAUGAAUUCGAUGCUGGGUGGAUCUAACGUUACAGCUUUUCAGAAUUGCAAAUAACUAUCGUGCGUAAAAGCUACUUCACAGUUAGUCACAAUGUUGGUCCUGGCUGGAAUCGUUGUUCUUCACAUUACCGCCAUCAUCCUGCUUCUGGUUGCAACCAUUGAUAAUGCCUGGUGGCUCACAGACUCAGUGGCCACAGAUGUGUGGGGCCGGUGGGAACUGGCAGGCUCAGCUUGGCACUACACCAACCUCAAAGGAGACUAUGCUGAAGAAUACCUCCAGGUAGUGCAGGCCGGAGCAGUGCUGGCUUGCAUCUUCUCCAUUCUGGGCCUGUUUGUGUUCGUGGCUCAACUCUUCACCUUGUCCAAGGGUCAGAGGUUCACCUUCUCUGGAGCCUUGAUGCUCAUCUCCUGUCUGUGUGUAAUGAUUGCUGCGUCCAUCUACACGGACAUCUUCCACAAGCAGGACCAGGGCUGGUUCGGACACUCUUUCAUCCUGGCAUGGAUCUCCUUCGUUCUCACCUUCAUACUGGGCAUCAUCUACGUGGUCCUGCGCAAGAAGAGCGAGUAGAGGAACAAGGGAUGAAGGGGAGGAGAGGAGGAUUGUAAGGAAGGAUAGUUUUUAUUACGUUUUUGCAUUGUGUUGGAAAGGGAUGGAGGGAGGGUAGGGGUCUUAUUUAGUUUAUUAACAGUCCCAGUAUUUCGAUUUUUCUUGUGAGGAGGAAGGUGGUACAGAAGGGGGGAGAGCGGACCCCAAAGAAUUGUAUGCACAAUCAAUUUCUAUGCAGACUACUGCAUGCCUGUUCAAAUGGGAGAUUUUUAAUGUGUAAUUGAUAUAGUACUGUAUAUUUCAAGGUAUGCUACAUAGCUGUUGCAGUACUUGAACAAUCAGCAAACAAGCUUCAUUUCCAGUACAUGUUUUAAAAGGAAAUUGAAUUUUUAUUUUUUAUAACUGAAGUAUUUUAUAACCAAUUGUAAUUGUUUUUUAAAAUCUAAAUACAUUGUAACCGUUUGUUGUGUAAUUGUCGUAACGUGUAUUCUAAGUGCAUUUUAAUCGUGUGUGAUUCUGAGUUUUGGUUGGCUUCUAUAUCAAAGUACAUUUUAAUCAUGUGUGUGAUUCUGAGUUUUGGUUGGCUGCUAUAUCAAAGUACAUUUUAAUCAUGUGUGUGAUUCUGAGUUUUGGUUGGCUGCUAUAUCAAAGUACAUUUUAAUUUGUACAAGUGAAAAAGGUCAACCAGGAACAGAGGUCAAUGCGGUGUAUGUAAUAUCACCAUUUAUUAUAAUGCAGUAGAGGGAUUCUGUUUUGUAAUUACAUUGGAAUUUAAGCCAUGUUUGUUCAGACUAUACAAUUUAUUAACAAAAAUAAAAACGCUAGAAAAAAAA
Messenger RNA from Oncorhynchus mykiss (rainbow trout), 1451 nucleotides. Its product is annotated as epithelial membrane protein 2. Gene Ontology annotation, cellular component: plasma membrane. NCBI's taxonomy places the organism in Eukaryota, Metazoa, Chordata, Actinopteri, Salmoniformes, Salmonidae. The record is from RefSeq and is a predicted model, not a curated record.